CGGCCAGCCUGCGCACGUCUACACUCCCAGAUCCAUCCAGCCUUCCGAAGGACGGGCUUCCUCAAAACCUCCAGCUACCUCAACCAACCCUCACCCAAACCCAACCUCAAAACAUCACCACGGCCCAAGACUGGAUUCGCUCUCCUUCGUCGACAACCAGGAGAUAUUCAAGCCCACAGCAGAUUGCUUCUUUUCAGAAGCUCCCCGUCGUCAAGAUGUCCGCCGACGCAUCCCAGGACCCGCCCAAGAAGAAGGUCAACCUGAUGGAUCCUUCGGGUGCGGAGCAAAAAGAGGAAUCCGACACUGCCACGGCCAUUCUGAAGAAGAAGAAGAAGCCCAACCAGCUGAUGGUUGCUGAUGCGACAAAUGAUGACAACUCAAUCAUUGCUCUCUCCAACAACACCAUGGAGACCCUCCAGCUCUUCCGUGGAGAUACCGUCCUCGUCCGAGGCAAGAAGAGAAAGGACACAGUUCUGAUCGUCCUGGCCGACGACGAGCUCGACGAUGGAAGCGCUCGCCUGAACCGUGUUGUCCGCCACAACCUGCGGGUCAAGCAUGGCGACGUCAUCACCAUUCAUCCUUGCCCCGAUAUCAAAUAUGCCAAACGCAUUGCCGUUCUCCCAAUCGAGGACACCGUCGAGGGCUUGACUGGCUCGUUGUUUGAUGUCUUCCUCGCCCCGUACUUCCGGGAAGCCUACCGUCCUGUCCGCCAAGGCGACAUCUUCCUCGUUCGCGGCGGCAUGCGUCAGGUCGAGUUCAAGGUCGUCGAGGUUGAUCCUCCAGAGUACGGAAUUGUCGCCCAGGAUACCGUGAUCCACUGCGAGGGAGAACCCAUCCAGCGCGACGAGGAGGAGAACAACCUCAACGAGGUGGGAUAUGACGAUAUCGGUGGUUGCCGGAAGCAAAUGGCCCAGAUCCGUGAGAUGGUCGAGCUUCCCCUACGCCAUCCCCAGCUCUUCAAGUCCAUUGGUAUCAAGCCACCAAGGGGUGUGCUCCUCUUCGGGCCGCCCGGUACCGGAAAGACGCUUAUGGCCCGCGCUGUGGCCAACGAGACGGGCGCCUUUUUCUUCCUCAUCAACGGACCCGAGAUCAUGUCCAAGAUGGCGGGUGAAUCUGAGUCGAACCUCCGCAAGGCUUUUGAGGAGGCCGAGAAGAACUCGCCGGCCAUCAUCUUCAUCGACGAGAUUGAUUCCAUCGCCCCCAAGCGUGACAAGACAAACGGCGAGGUGGAGCGCCGCGUCGUGUCGCAGCUGCUGACCCUCAUGGAUGGUAUGAAGGCUCGCUCUAAUGUCGUCGUCAUGGCGGCGACCAACCGGCCUAACUCGAUCGAUCCGGCUCUGCGCCGUUUCGGCCGCUUCGACCGCGAGGUUGAUAUCGGAAUUCCGGACCCGACGGGUCGUCUUGAGAUCCUUCAGAUCCACACCAAGAACAUGAAGCUUGGCGAUGAUGUCGAUCUAGAGCAGAUCGCUGCCGAGACCCACGGUUACGUUGGCUCCGACGUGGCGGCCCUCUGUUCUGAGGCCGCCAUGCAGCAGAUCCGCGAGAAGAUGGAUCUCAUCGACCUGGACGAGGAUACCAUUGACGCCGAGGUUCUCGACUCCCUGGGAGUCACCAUGGAGAACUUCAGGUUCGCCCUCGGCGUUUCCAACCCCUCGGCGCUGCGCGAGGUGGCUGUUGUCGAGGUUCCCAACGUGCGCUGGGAGGACAUUGGUGGUCUGGACGAGGUCAAGCAGGAGCUGAGGGAACAGGUUCAGUACCCAGUCGACCACCCCGAGAAGUUCCUCAAGUUCGGCCUUUCGCCUUCUCGCGGCGUUCUCUUCUACGGACCUCCCGGUACCGGAAAGACUAUGCUUGCCAAGGCUGUUGCCAACGAGUGCGCCGCCAACUUCAUUUCAGUGAAGGGUCCUGAGCUUCUGAGCAUGUGGUUUGGAGAGUCGGAGAGCAACAUCCGCGAUAUCUUCGACAAGGCUCGGGCGGCCGCUCCUUGCAUCGUCUUCCUCGACGAGCUCGACUCGAUCGCCAAAGCCCGAGGAGGAUCGGUUGGUGACGCCGGCGGCGCCUCUGACCGUGUUGUCAAUCAGCUACUCACAGAGAUGGACGGAAUGACGUCGAAGAAGAACGUUUUCGUCAUCGGCGCUACCAACAGGCCCGAGCAGCUGGAUCCCGCGCUGUGCCGUCCUGGACGUCUCGACUCGCUGAUCUACGUGCCUUUGCCGGAUGAGCUUGGCCGCUUGAGCAUCCUCAAGGCCCAGCUCCGCAAGACGCCCGUGGCUGGCGAUGUGAACCUGCAGUUCAUCGCCUCCAAGACGCACGGCUUCUCGGGUGCUGACCUUGGCUUCAUCACCCAGCGUGCCGUCAAGCUCGCCAUCAAGGAGGCGAUCACGGCCGACAUCGCACGCACCAAGGCCCUUGAAGCUGCGGGCGAGGAUGUUGCCAUGGACGAGGACGCCGAGGACCCUGUCCCUGAGUUGACCAAGCGGCACUUCGAGGAAGCCAUGCAGACAGCACGCAAGUCGGUCAGUGAUGUCGAGAUUCGCCGCUACGAGGCGUUCGCCCAGCAGAUGAAGAACGCCGGCCCGGGAGCAUUCUUCAAGUUUCCCGACGGUGAAGGUGCCGGCAACACUGCAGCCACAGGCGGUUCUGGCGAGACAUUCAACGACGGCGGAAACGACGACGGUCUCUACGACUAAAUACGCAAGGCCAUGGAGCGUGGUCUUGGUGGCCCAUAUUUCCGUGGGCACUGUAUUUCUAGGUCUUUCUAAAACCCGGCUGACGUGGCCUGAACAGCAGCGGUCAGAUGUCCGCUCCAGUGGCAGGCACCUGCGUAGGCGCCUACACAUUGGGGAACAGCUGUUUGGUUUUAUAUAAUCCGGAAGCCUUCACGUGGAAACUCGUUGGGGGUUCGCUGGUUUAUUUUUGCUAUUUUUUCCGCUUGCGUCUUGCAUUGGUGGUGAGUGGCUGGCAAAGCUGGUGGCAAGCCUGUCCUGUCUUUCCGACACCAUGGCUUUGUCAAGAGGCACAGGCAGCGAGGAACUAUUUUCGCAAGGCUAACGACGGUCACUUAGUCGUUUUCUGGUGCAAUAAGACGGUCUGGUGAAUGCAUUGCGUUAGGUGAAAUAGAUAGGUAGUCUAAAUGGGUUGGUUCGCCUCGGCUGUGGGGUUUGCUGCUCUCAUGCGGUGCAAGGGUUCCCUUCUAUUUCUCUUUCCCUCCAGCGUUUGACAUAUAUGGCUCCUUGUCUCUUGCGAUGAAGAAGUAGGAAAGACCCAAGGCGGGAGCAGUACUUGAUACCAUCUUCUUCCGUUUCCUCGCUCUUUGUAGUUUACACACCUAGACCGUGAUUGCUCCUGCGCAUUGUUGCCAGGAUAAACCGAUGCCUCGGGGUGAAUUACACUUUCAAAGCAUACCAGUCCAUAACCGGAGCGUAG
Gaeumannomyces tritici R3-111a-1 is the source of this 3426-nucleotide messenger RNA. RefSeq names its product cell division control protein 48. NCBI's taxonomy places the organism in Eukaryota, Fungi, Ascomycota, Sordariomycetes, Magnaporthales, Magnaporthaceae. The record is from RefSeq and is a predicted model, not a curated record. Gene Ontology annotation, biological process: autophagosome maturation; retrograde protein transport, ER to cytosol; mitotic spindle disassembly. The transcript is spliced from 7 exons. Bases 216 to 2690 code for a protein of 824 amino acids. Gene Ontology annotation, cellular component: VCP-NPL4-UFD1 AAA ATPase complex; cytosol; nucleus. Gene Ontology annotation, molecular function: polyubiquitin modification-dependent protein binding; ATP binding; ATP hydrolysis activity.